This is a messenger RNA of Lasiosphaeria miniovina, 1418 nucleotides long. RefSeq lists its product as uncharacterized. Lineage: Eukaryota; Fungi; Ascomycota; Sordariomycetes; Sordariales; Lasiosphaeriaceae. The transcript has a single exon. Bases 354 to 1355 code for a protein of 333 amino acids. The record is from RefSeq and is a predicted model, not a curated record.
CUGAAUCUACAUGUUGAACCAAUCAAAUUAUCAAGCUCAACAGUCUGACUUGUCCCCUAUUAUCUGUUUGCAAAGGAUGGCCUAGCAUUCCGUUCAGUAAGCUAACCAUUGAAACAGAAACCCAUCUUUCUGCGGUUGGCAGGUGCUGUUGUCGGAACUGGGCUGUGUCUCAGUCCUCGAGACGUUGCUAUCUCUGGUCAGGCAUUGUAGUCAAUGUCGAGAUCUUUUCUUGAGCAACAUCCACAUCAAUGGUUACCUCAGGUAGGUAGGUAGUAGGUAGUAUUAAUUAUCUUGGUUGGCAUGCAAGCUGUUUUUACGCGUGUCUACAUUAAUAUCGCCUUCAUGUGCAAUAUAUGUUCUCUACCCCUGUUUUUAUCUUUUCCUACCAAAGUUUGCUCGGCUGCUUGUUUGCCUCUAUCGUGUCACCAGCCCCCCAUUUGAACUGGUGUCAUUUUCUUUGGAGUCUUAGAUUUUGCCCAUGCGUACCUAAACCCUCCAGUCUAGUUGCUGGUCCCCCUCUCGUGAUAGUUGUUGCAUGCAUCUCCUUCCCCUCCCGGUUUUACCCAUAUCUCGGGCCGCACGGUCUGUCUCCUCCAUAUAUUCUUUGCUAUUGCGGCCGUGGCACCACAGGUCUAGCGAUAAUUCAAUGCUCCCCACGUCUUUCGGCAGGGCUCAUUUACAGGUUGAUUCACUUGUUGGCCGUGAAUGGGAUUUGUGUUGUGGGCGUACGACUGUGUACAGGCUGCGUAGUGGCGGGUAUUUGCUCAAAAUACAACAACACCGGCCCGAACGACCAACACCUUACCUUCAACUUGCUGCGCACUCGAAAUACGGAACGGACAAACGUGGGGGCGUCAUUGUCAGCGUUGCUAGCUGCCGGGCGCUGGGUCGAAGCGGCUGCCACGAAAAGUAGAGCCGAGGGGGCUUCAGUCACUGAAGGGGUUAUAGGGUCCGUUUGCCGGGCAGGUUUACAACAGGAGCGACGAGAAGGGCCCGCGGGCCCAUUCCCGACUCGCUUAGCUAUGGUUGCAGUACCUGGGGGAGGGGGGGCCAAGGGCCGCACCCGCCCCCUCCCAGCGAUGCAUUACCGUACACCCAUGAAGAAACCAAGGGGACGCCUGGAGUCUUCGGGGGGGGUAAGGCAGCGCGGCCUUACCCCCUUUCUUUUGCUCCUCGAAUCUUUUUUAGGGUGGUUUUCGAUGAUUUCCGAGUCAGCGUCGUGUCCCCGUCGAAGUUGCGAUCCCAUCGCUGCGGGGCUUGCAAGGUCAUUGGAUGGCGUGGAAGCAAAAAAACACGCCUGUGGUCAAGCUGGCAACAUCUCGCCCCGCCAGCCACGCACACAAGGAGAAGUCUAGGGUUUGAGUCAAAGUCACGAUGUCUUUUUUAGGGAGAUAAAAUGCAUUUUGGGCACCUUGUCA